Messenger RNA from Aspergillus glaucus CBS 516.65, 942 nucleotides. RefSeq names its product zinc-dependent alcohol dehydrogenase family protein. Gene Ontology annotation, molecular function: oxidoreductase activity. The coding region runs from base 1 to 942 and encodes 313 amino acids. NCBI's taxonomy places the organism in Eukaryota, Fungi, Ascomycota, Eurotiomycetes, Eurotiales, Aspergillaceae. The transcript has 4 exons. The record is from RefSeq and is a predicted model, not a curated record.
AUGUCUAUCCCCCAAACCACAACCGCCUGGAAUGUGUACGGAUCCGGCCCUGGCGCUGGGACCAGUGCCCUACAACUGAACAAUAACCAGAAAGUGCCUCAAUUGAGCCCCGAGGACGUCCUGGCGAAGCUCCGUGCCGGCUCGCUGAACUACCGUGACCUUGUCAUCUGCAAGGGCACAUAUCCUCGCGUCGUUGAGGAUGGCGUUGUCCCCGGUAGCGAUGGAUCCGGCGUCUCAAGAUUCAAGAAAGGAGGCUGGGUCAUAACGGCCUUUUAUCAGAAUUUCUUCGGCAGGCCGGCUCCCACCGAUGCCAAUUUUGAGAAAGCCUUGGGUGGCUCGGCGGACGGCACGUUCCGCGAAUUCGGCCGUCUCGAGGGAUCGACUCUCUCAUGUGCCGCCCUUACAGCAUGGAACAGUCUCAACGGUCUCCAAACCCUCCACGCAGGAGACUGCGUCCUUACCCAGGGUACCGGUGGUAUCUCUAUCUUCGCCUUGCAAUUCGCCGUGGCCACAGGUGCCACGGUCAUCGCGACUACAUCCUCCGACACCAAAGCCAAGAAGCUAAAGGAACUUGGCGCACACCACGGCCUCGGCUGCAACCGCGUCAUUGAAGUCGGUGGUCCCAGCACCAUCAAGCAAUCGUUGGAGGCUAUUGUGCCUGGUGGUCACAUUGCUGUUAUUGAGUUCUUGACGGGGAUGGAGAAGUGUGAGGGUCAUCCGUCGUUCUUGGAGCUGUUUUCUCGUAUGUGUGUUGUGCGUGGUAUUGAGGUUGGGAGUCGGACUCAUUUCGAGGAGAUGAUCCGUGCUAUUAAGGUGAAUAAUAUUCAUCCGGUUCUUGAUUAUACGGUCUUCCCUCUGCAGCAGCUGCAGGCGAUUUUCCAGUAUCAGUAUGAGCAGAAGCACUUUGGGAAGUUUGUGGCUAGCAUUCCGUCAAUUCAAUAG